GGAGAGUCACCAUCUCCAUCUCCGCGGUGCCGCCGAUGCCCAUGUACCCCCCCACACACAUCGUCCAGAGGGACGCAAACUUGGAAACGUUGAAUCCACCCGCUCCUCCUCCCCCACCGAAUGUUGCCGUUUCUCCCCCUGGAGCAGAAAGGCUGUGGUCCUCUGACCCCGACUCUGACGGGGUGGCUUUAGGUCACCGGCACAAGUCUCCCAUCCCUAACACCCCCACCACGCUGGACAAGCAGACUAACUGGUCUAAAGCUCUGCCGCUGCCCACCCCCGAGGAGAGAAUGAAAACCAACUCACAAGUCAUCUCCUCAUGUGUCAUCCCCAUUAAUGUGACUGGGUCCCCUCAGAUCCUGAGGAAGUCGACUGGACCGGACACUGUCGUGCUGAACCCUGAGCCGUCCAAAGAAAAGGAGAAGCAGGGCUUCUUCAGAGCCAUAAAGAAGAAAAAGAAAAAGUCUCAAAUGAUGCAAGUCCCCGAGGGACGGCCUCCUGUCAUCAAGAAAUGUCUGUUCCCUCUGUUUAGCCCAAAGAAUAACAUAAAGCAUAGCUCCUCUGGGAGAGUCCUCCCUGUCCUGUCCUCUCCCAUGGUUCCUAAUGAAGCGGUGGACUCAGUCAUCCAGAAGUCCUCCAGGUCCUCCGGGCACCAGAGCAGCCGCCACAGGACCCGGGACAAGAGCAGAGACCGGGACCAGGACCGAGAGCGGGACAAGGACUGGCCUCCCGAGAAGCUGUCCGAUUCACACUCUCCGAGUCAGCCCCUGAAGUCUCUGCGUAAACUCCUGCACCUUUCCUCCUCGUCCUCCAACCAGCCUGCUCAGUCUGACAUGCGCUACCAGCCGCUGCCUAAUCCGGCCUCUGUUCAAGGUGGUUUCACAGAGAGCCGGGGUCACUCGGGGGUCAGCACGCCGCAGCUGAAGAGCCGACAGACGGCCUACCCGCUGCCCGGACAGCUGGAGUCUGGCUGGCACUCGUCCGCCCUUGGCCGCCCCGAGGGCAACCCCUACCCGGAGCAGAUGAGCAUCAAGGGAGGCCAGAACGGGCACGGCUUUGGACGCCCCUCCAGGUCUCGUAUGCCAAACCUCAACGACCUGAAAGAGACGGCUCUGUGAUCGCCUCGCUGCUCCCAGACUCCUCCGUUUCCCCUCCGUCGCUCCUACACGUCCACUUGCGUAACAGUCCACCUGCUGACUGCACACACACACAUGAACACACAGAAACCAAACCUUCAGUUUGAAACACUGCUUGCAAAACGGGCCAAAAGCCUUUUUACGUCUUCAUUUUUUAUGUUUGAUAGACUUUAUAUUAUUACUUGUGUAAUUCUGAUUAUAAUUUGUAUUAUAAAGUAAAUAUAUUACAAAUUAAAUAUAUAUAAAUGGAUAGAUAAAAGUGUAGAUUUUAAGUGUAAGUAUUUUUGUUUCUAUUGGAUAUAGAAAUAUAGUACAUUGUACUGCGUAGUAUUUCCUGAAGGCUAUCGAAGGCAUUCUAAACAAAUACAGUUUUAUCAGUUGUUACAAUGGAGAUUGGUAAUGUCAGUAACUUUGCAGUGUGUUCAUCUCACGCAGGGUCGUAACUCUUCAUCAACGCUGUCGUGCUCUGUCUUCUGCUUACAGACGCUCAAAUGUGCAACUGCAAGUCAAAGCAGUCUUGAGAAUAUAGCUGUAGUGUCAUUUUUCUGAGUUGGCACUGACAAUCUUUAAAGCUUAAAUCUAUUUGUUCUUUUUUUUAGGAUAUUUAGGUUUUUAUGUCUUUUUGUAAUGCAGCCAUUUUAGACACUGUGGUGCCAUAAAGUGAGAUAAAUCUAACCGACAUCUCCCUCUGUAGGAGAUCACGACGCACUGCAUCUACUGUUUCUGACUGCACUAACAUUAGCCACUGACUUCUAAUGCACAGUAUGUGUCAAUCCUCAUUUUCAUAUAUAUUUUAAACAAAUGUUACAUAAUAAAAACUAUGGUUACACCUCAAUCAUUUCAAAUACAACACAUAAGAACUGUUCCUUGUACAGACUAUACCGACGAUCCCCUUUUGGUAGUAACGUAAUCUAAGAUUAUUUACUGAAAUGUUUAUUUAUGUAAAAGUGUGGAGGAAUUAUAGAGUAUGAAAUCUUGAUACUUUUUUGAAGGAUGUGAUAACUUCCCUCACUACCAGGAUUCAAGGAAGUCUGUUUGUUGCUCAUUUCUUACUUAAAGAUUUCACAUAAGCAACGUCCAAGUGGUUCAACUCGUCCAAAUAGUCCUACCCCUUUUUAACACAACUGAUUAUAAAGGUUUAUUAUUUUAUUUUUUUCAUACAGUUUAAUUGUCAUUAUUUACAAUAGUACUGCUCCGGCUUGAAGAGGCAGAAGCUGAGCGUUUCAACCAUAGCCUAUAUUACUUUUAGCUAACUAUUCCAGCUGUUUAUAACCAUUACUUUUAGCUAACUGCAGUAGUUAACUGUAUCAAUUUAUUUUAGCUUUUUGACGGUUUGCCCAUAAAUAUUAGCUAACUAGUACAACUCUAUCUAUUGGUUUUUAGCUAAAUACGGAAGUUAACUAUCUUUUUCUUUUAGCUUUUUGACCAUUUGUCCAUUACUGUUAUGCUAGCUAGCUGACUACCAGUGUUACUACUGUUUGUUUAAGCUGACUAAUUCAACCAACUAUCUAUUACUUUUAGCCAUUACUUUUAGCCAUUUCAAAAAUGUCCCUUAUAUUUUAAGCUAACUCAUUUCUGUUAGCCAACAUUUAGCAAUUUCAAACAUUUCCCAAAAUGUUUAUCCAUUAAGUUAAGCUAUCUAUUUCAACCAUAUAGCUAAUUCUUUCUUUCAUCUGUUUAUCAUUAACUACAUUUAACUAAUUAUUCCAACUGUUUAUUCAUUGCUAACUAUUUCGACAAUUUUGCCACACCAUGUUUCCAUUACUUUUAUGCUAGCUAAUUAUUACUAGUGUUGGUUUAAACUCACUACUUAACCAUCUGUUACAUUUAGCAAUUUCAACCAUUUUCUAACUAUUUUAUACUGUUUUCCAUUUCUUUUAGGUUUUUCAACAUCUGUCCAUUACAUUGCUAACGUUAGCUAAGUGUUUCAACUGAUUAUCCGUUAGGCUACGUUAAGCUAACUCAACCAUAUUUUCUUUACUUUUUGCUAGCUUUUCAACCACGUAGCCUAAUUAUAACUUAGCUAUUGGAACUGUGUAGCCUUUCCAUUAACUACAUUUAACUUACUAUUUGCCACUACUUUAAGCUAAUUAGUUAACUGUAGGCUAUCCAUUUCUUUUAGCUUUUUCACUAUUUGGCCAUUAAUUCUAUGCUAGCUAACUAUUACUAGGGCCACCGUUCAUUUUAGCUCCCUAAGGUAACCAUCUAUCUUUUACAUUUAGCAAUUUUAAUAAUUUCUACAUUACUUUUUGCUAACUAUUUCAACUGUCUAUCCAUUGCUUUGUGCUUCUUCACCAUUUGUCCAUUACUUUUGCGCUAGAUAACUUUUAGCAUUACUCAUUACUUACUAAUUUAACCAUUUAUCCAUUACAUUUAGUAGUUACUAUUAGCUAACUAUUUUAAUGUUGAAAUAGUCUCUUUUUCAUUAUAUUAUAGCCUACUAGUUUCUUUGAGCUAACUAUUCCAAAUGUUUAUCCAUUUAUUUUAGCUUUUUCACCAUUUGUGCAUUACUUUUGUGCUAGCUAACUAUUCCACCUGUUCUUCCAUUACGUUAAGCUUAUAAUUAAACCAUUGGUAUAAGCUACCUGUUUAGACUUUUCUGCUCGCUUGCUAACUUUUCACGCACUCAAUCGCAACACAUAGCUAGUGUAUUUUUUAUCGGAUUGCACAAACUAAACCACUUGGGACAAGCUUAUGAGAAAUCUUAAUACAGAACCACAGAAGCUCUGUACUGUAACAUUGUUUUCUGUCUGGGAUAAAGUGCCAUGAAAGUAGCUUGGCAGAAAUAAAUCCUAAGCUUUUAAUGUUGCACUUUAAAGAGACUGUAAGGCUCAGCAAUAUAAUGCCCUGACUCUGUAAAUUCUUCACCUCAUCACUGUUCAUCGUGUGCACAGUGUGUGAAGACUGAAACAUCCCAGCACAGAGUCCAAACACGACCGUACCGUAUUGUGUAUCGUGCAUCUGUGAGGACCGUGCCACUCUACUCGACACAAUACAUUUCUUUCUUUGGAUUAUUGUUGUUGCUGAAGGAGCACUGUGUAUUAUAUUAAUACUGAUGUGUGACUUGUUUGGUAAUAUUUAUAACAGAAGAUGUUUAUCAACUGUUUGAAUAAAUUCAAGUAUGUGCUUUUAUUACAGACACAAAUUAGUAGCAUAGUAAGUGUUUAUCUGCUUUUUCUUUUCAAGAGAGCAUUUACAUGAGUGCAUAAACCCACAAAUUAAAGCUUAACACUUUUAGAAUAUUCAUGUUUACAUAUGUAACAGUAAAUCUCAAAUAAAACAAACUCCUUUGA
This is a messenger RNA of Cottoperca gobio, 4429 nucleotides long. Its product is annotated as cyclin-dependent kinase-like 5. NCBI's taxonomy places the organism in Eukaryota, Metazoa, Chordata, Actinopteri, Perciformes, Bovichtidae. The coding region runs from base 36 to 1118 and encodes 360 amino acids. Gene Ontology annotation, biological process: lens development in camera-type eye; cell differentiation. The transcript has 8 exons. The record is from RefSeq and is a predicted model, not a curated record.